AUGUUUGAUGUUAAUGAGGCUAUUCUUGAAAUCAAGCCUGAAUGUUUUUCAAAGAUGAAAAAUGUCAAAGUUCUUUACUUGGGAAGGUGGCAGACCUCGGUCUCGCAUCACAUUGAAUUCACCGACACUAAGGACAUGAAGAAAAAUGCAAAUGUUUUGGAUGGGUUGGGAAAUCUCACGCUUCUGAGGUUUUUGAACCUUGGUGGAAUUUCUAGAAUUUCAGAGCUUCUCGAGUCGAUUUCAAAGCUCACCAAUCUUACAAUCCUUGACAUUAGAGCGUGUCACAACGUUGAGGUGAUUCCCGAUGGAAUUGGCUUGCUCAAGAAUUUGACACAUUUGGACAUGUCUGAAUGUUACCUGCUAGAUCAGAUGCCCAAGGCGCUUGCAUCGCUCUCCAAACUCCAAGUCCUCAAAGGAUUUUUCGUUUCAGAGGGUAAAAACUCAUGUACUCUUGAUGAUUUACGAAAAAAUCCAAGGUUGAGAAAGUUGAGCAUUUACGCAGUUGUCCAUGGAUUUCCUUCAGACAGAGAUUUGUGUGCUUUAAAUCAGUUUAAAGCGCUUACCAAGCUGUGGUCCGAACUAAUGAAAACCGCAAAUGAGCGUGCCGAAGAUGGGUUAAUGGAUGAUGUGCACCAGUACUUCACCUGGAGCAUAGAUGCUAUGUAUAAAUCUGAUAUUGAGAUAUCAGAUGAUGAUGAUAAUGAAUGA
Camellia sinensis is the source of this 708-nucleotide messenger RNA. NCBI's taxonomy places the organism in Eukaryota, Viridiplantae, Streptophyta, Magnoliopsida, Ericales, Theaceae. The record is from RefSeq and is a predicted model, not a curated record.